Molecule: messenger RNA, 1223 nt
Organism: Solanum dulcamara
Lineage: Eukaryota; Viridiplantae; Streptophyta; Magnoliopsida; Solanales; Solanaceae
Product: lignin-forming anionic peroxidase-like
Exons: 4
Coding region: 46-1026 (326 amino acids)
Biological process (GO): hydrogen peroxide catabolic process; response to oxidative stress
Molecular function (GO): peroxidase activity; heme binding
Source: RefSeq, a predicted model, not a curated record
AUGAAAAACAAGAAUUAAUAAAAAAAAUUGUGUCAAUUAUUAAUUAUGUCUCUUUUGAGAUUUAUAGUAGCAAUUUUCUUCUUGGUUUCAAUUUUUGGAGUAUCAAAUGCUCAUUAUAAAUUAAGUCCUACAUUCUAUGAUUGCACUUGCCCUAAUGUUAGAGAUAUUGUACGUGGUGUUAUGGGGCAAAUUCAACGUAGAGAUAUUCGAGCCGGAGCGAAAAUUAUUCGCCUUCAUUUUCAUGAUUGCUUCGUUAACGGUUGUGAUGGAUCAAUUUUGCUAGAUAAUGCAACUGGAAUUAUAAGUGAAAAAGAUGCAAAUCCAAAUGUUGGUGCUGGAGGAUUUGAUAUUGUGGAUGAAAUUAAAACUGCAUUGGAAAAAGUGUGUCCUGGUGUUGUUUCUUGUGCUGAUAUUUUAGCACUUGCAUCUGAAAUUGGAGUUGUCUUGAAUGGAGGUCCAUCAUGGCAAGUUCCUUUAGGGAGAAGAGAUAGCUUAACAGCAAACAAAAGUGGAGCUAAUAGUGAUAUCCCAAGUCCUGUUGAAACCCUUGCUGUUAUGAUACCACAAUUCACUAGAAAAGGAAUGGAUUUAACUGAUCUUGUUGCUCUAUCAGGUGCACAUACAUUUGGAAGAGCAAGAUGUAGAACAUUCAAUCAAAGACUUUUCAACUUUAGUGGAAGUGGUAGACCUGAUCCAACCAUAGACCCUAAUUAUUUGAAAACACUACAAAGACUUUGUCCACAAGGUGGAAAUGGGGGUACUUUUGCAAAUCUUGAUAAAUCAACUCCAGAUAAAUUUGAUAAUUAUUAUUUCACAAAUCUUAAGAACCAUCAAGGGCUACUUCAAACUGAUCAAGAAUUGUUUUCUACAUCUGGAUCUGGUACAAUUGCAAUAGUGGCUAAUUAUGCAAAUAACCAACACAAGUUCUUUGAUGAUUUUGUUUGUUCAAUGAUUAAAUUGGGAAAUAUAAGUCCAUUAACUGGUACUAAGGGAGAAAUUAGGAAAGAUUGCAAAAGGGUUAAUUAAUUAAUUUAAUUAAAUCCUCUUUAAUUUAUGUAUGUUCUUAUUUGCUUUUUGUGAAAAUGCAAUGAAAUCCUCAAAGAUAAGGGUAAAAUUUGCGUACGUUUUAUCGUGGAUAUGUUGUUAUUAUUUAUUGUAAUGUGUGCUGAAUAGCAAUGUUCCCAAAUAAGACAUGUUAUGCUAAAAUAGCAAUUCCCCAAUAA